AUGACAUCGAAAAAACAAAAAAAAGGCAAAACUAUGCCAUUGACUGAUUUUCUGGCUGCUGAACCAAAGUUAGUUACUGUUCGAGGAUCAAAUUGGUCAGAAAUAGUUGAUAGUGAAGAGGCAGAAGUCAAACCUAUUGUUGUUGAUAUUGGUGUUUUACCAACAGCUCCUCGUAGUGCUCAUGAUUUUGAUUAUACUACUGUACCAAACAAUCCCCCAUUUGUUGCACAUGUUGCUAAUCUAUCAUUUGAAGUUGAUGAUGAAGGUCUAAGAAGAAUAUUUGCUGAUUUAAAUCCAAAAUCAGCACGAAUACUGCGUGAUGGUAUGCGCAGUCGAGGUCUUGGCUUAGUUGAAUUGGAAACACGUGAAAAUUUAAUUGAAGCAUUGAAAAGAUCCGAUAAAGAAGUCUAUGGACGUAAAAUACGUGUUAAUGUUUCGGAUAAAACUGAUUCACACACAGAUAGUGGACGAGGAACAUUUGGUAGUAAUCGAUCGAAUCGUAGUGGUGGUGGUGAAGAACGACCAGAAAUGGCUGACAGAUGGAAAAGAGCUGAACCACGAUCUGAUGAAACAUCUGAUGAUCGUCAAAGUAGUGGAUUCAAUCGUGAUAGACAAAACCGUGGAGAUCAUGGACGACCGAAUAUGGGUGGUGGUUCACGAGAUAAUCAACAUGGUAACGAUUUUGGAUUCGGUUAUCCACGUACGAGAGACGACCGUGGAGGUGGAGGUGGAGCUGGAGCUGGAGGUGGAGCUGGUAAUCGUGAUUAUAAUCGACAAGGACAACGUAAUCGUUAUCAAGAUGAUACUAAUCGAUCAAAUAGUGGAGCCGAUAGACCUCGUUAUGCAGGUCGAUAUAGUGAUACACGUGAUACACGUGAUCGAAAUCGUUCAAAUGAUGAUACUCAUGAUGAUCAACAAGAACCACCACGUGAACGUCAACGACUUCAACUUCAACCACGUACAAAACCACUUGAAGAAAAUCAACCAUUAUCUGGUUCAUCAUCAUCAAUUAAUAAUAUUGCUGAAUCAUCAAUAUCAAAUCCAGAUGAAUCAUCAUCUGCAAUAACAAAUAAAUCUAUUCAACAAACACAAGAUUCAUCAAUAAAUGAAAAUACAGAUGAAAGUCAACAACAAGAAUCACAAGAUUCAAACGAAAAUACAUCUCGAGUUAAUACACUCGAUGAACAAUCAACAGUAAAACCAACCCGUGGUGCUGGUGCUUCUAUAUUUGGUGGAGCUAAACCGGUGGAUACAACUGCUAGAGAACUUGAGAUUGAAAAAAAAAUGAAAGAACUUCAAAUGACUACAAAUGAAACAUCGGUUGAUAAUGAAGAUAAAGGAACAGCAUCUAGGUCAUCAUAUAAUCGUGGUGGAGAACGAGAUGUUUAUCGUAGUAAACGCUCAUCACAAAAUGAUGAUGGUCGAUCUGGUGGUGGUGCAGAUUAUCAUCAUAAACGAGAAUUUAGUGGUAUAUAUUUCAAAAGAUUAAUUGUAUUAUAUUUUUGUUGUUUAAUUGUAGGUGGUCGACAGUAUGAAGAUGAGGGUAGAAGACGCAAUGAUGAUCAUUAUCGUCGUGGUGGUGGUGGUGGUAAUGGUGGUGGUGGUGGUGGUAGUGGUGGUAGUGGUGGUGGUCAUGAUCGAGAUCGAGAUCGUUAUGGUGGUCCAUCUCGACGUGAUCAGGAAUCUGGCCGUAGAGGCAAAUAUAACUAUCCCAAUCAAUCAGAACGAGAUAAUGACCGUGGUACUUAUCGACAUCGUGAUCGUGAUGACCGCAAUCAGGAUGACCGUAGUCAGGAUACAAAUGAAUAUACUAAUCCUGGACGUCCAUCAAAUAACAAUAAUUUGAAUACUGAAUCACAAUCUCGAAAUCAACAACGAGGAACAACACGGCGGACAGUACAAACUGGCGAUGAUUCACAUAAACUUCAAUUGUCUAAUAAAUUUGGUAUGCUUGACGAUGAUGAAAAUGAUGAUGCUCAAAGUCCAAGUAUGGAUGAUUAA
Molecule: messenger RNA, 2001 nt
Organism: Rotaria sp. Silwood2
Lineage: Eukaryota; Metazoa; Rotifera; Eurotatoria; Philodinida; Philodinidae
Source: the annotation of a GenBank genome assembly